This is a messenger RNA of Clarias gariepinus (North African catfish), 2157 nucleotides long. RefSeq lists its product as uncharacterized. The record is from RefSeq and is a predicted model, not a curated record. The transcript has 2 exons. Gene Ontology annotation, molecular function: nucleic acid binding. Lineage: Eukaryota; Metazoa; Chordata; Actinopteri; Siluriformes; Clariidae. The coding region runs from base 392 to 1735 and encodes 447 amino acids.
UCUGAUUGCUUAAACAGUAAUAAUGAUUCCUGUAGCACAAUUUCUAAAAUUAUUAAUAGUUGUAGAAAAACUAUUCACUGAGUUUGCAAAAUUAAAAGCACAAACACUGCUUUGCACACAGUUUGCACUUUUAUAACACACAAUUUGCAAAUGUAUAAAUACAAUCUAAUCCACAGCACUCCUUUUGCAGAACUGUAAACACAACUCAGUACUUUACACACAAUUUCCAAAUUAUCAGAACACUCCUAGUAAAACUAUACACAUUUAUGGACAUUUUUUACACUUUUUGUGUAACUGUUUGACCACACUGCACAUGUGAAAACAGUUUUAUAUAAUUAGUUCACUUUGCAAUCAGCUUGAGCACUAUAAAUAAGCCACAGGUAAGCUUUCAAUGUGGAGAACAAUGGAGGGCAGACUGAGAAGAGUGAGAAUUAGAGGAGGGCGAGGAAGAGGAAGAGGACGAGGACGUGAAGGAGCAGGUGGAAGAGGAGGAGGACAAAGACUAGGAGGUGAAUUUAGAGGAAGAGGACAAGGAGGUGAAGAGGAAGGAGGAAGGAUAAGAAGAAUCAGAAUUCCUGAUGACAUCAGAGCAACAAUAGUAGACCAUGUAAUCAACCAUGGAAUGACCCUAAGGGAAGCUGGCCAACGGGUUCAGCCUAACCUCAGCCGCUACACUGUAGCAAGUAUCAUAAGGACAUUUCGAAAUGAGAAUCGAGUUGCUAGAAAUCCAGCAUCUGGGGGCAGACAAAGAAUGUUCACUGAAGAACAAGAGACUCAUAUAGUCAAUAUGGUGUUGGCCAAUAAUUCCAUUAGGCUGCGAGAAAUACAGCAGCGCAUAAUAGAGGAUACCAUCACAUUCCAAAACAUAAACAACGUGAGCAUCUCUGCAUUAUCUCGUGUACUGGCACGAAAUAGAAUAAGAAUGAAACAAAUUUACAGAGUCCCUUUUGAAAGAAACAGUGAGCGCAUAAAACAACUGCGAUAUGAAUAUGUUCAGGUAAGCUAUAAUAUCAUUGGUACUGAAUGUGGAAGUCCAUCCUGUAGUGCUGUGUAUGAACCUGCUGUGCUGCAUUUGUUUUGUCUUUUCCAGAGAGUGAUGGAGCUAGAGGCAGAUGCCAUGGGUCAUGAACUGAUUUAUGUAGAUGAGGCAGGUUUUAACCUAACUAAAACAAGGAGACGUGGCAGGAACCUUAUUGGACAACGUGCUAUAAUCAAUGUGCCAGGACAGCGUGGUGGUAAUAUAACUAUGUGUGCAGCUAUGAGUCAAAAUGGUGUUGUGCACCAUCAUGCAAUCCUGGGCCCAUAUAACACUGCACACAUUAUUACAUUCCUGGAUACCCUAUAUCAUACACUCACUAAUGUUCAGAGAGCAGAGCAGAUGAGAUAUGUUAUCAUAUGGGACAAUGUUAGCUUCCAUAGGGCUGCUUUGGUCCGCAACUGGUUCACAGAUCACCAACUCUUUACUGUACUAAACCUCCCCCCAUAUUCUCCAUUCCUGAAUCCAAUCGAAGAAUUCUUCUCUGCCUGGCGCUGGAAGGUCUAUGACCGUCAUCCCCAUCAGCGCAUGGCUCUUUUACAGGCAAUGGAAGAGGCAUGUGAGGAUAUUGACCAGGCAUCAUGUCAGGCCUGGAUACGGCACUCAAGAAGAUAUUUUCCACGGUGCCUUGGACAAGAAGACAUUGCUUGUGAUGUCGAUGAAAUUCUGUGGCCGGACCCAGAAAGACGACAUGAUUGAUAUUUUUUCUCUCUCUCUCUUUCAGUGAAAUUGUAUGUUUUUUUGUGCUUCGUUUUGAUAUGUAUGAAUAAACAUUCAUACUUACAGUAAGUAAAAUUUGAAUCCUUGUGUGUUUGUAUGACAAAAUUAUGUCAAAAGUAUUACUUCAAAUUCACCUACCUUGUGCACAGAGAAAGCAAAAGCCAGAUGUGUUUUUUAUUUAUACCAUCAGUGUGUAGUUGGCACUUUGUGUGCUUAUAAAUAUGAUGGUUAGUGUUAACUGUUUGGUACAAAAAUACCAUUUUUACAAAGGUUUGUAGAGUUAAACAAGAUGUAUACUCUUUUGCAAGAGAACUAAAAUGUUUUGAUAAUUGGGUGAAAGGUUUUCUUAUUUGUGUGUAGAGUUUUGCAAAAAUAGCCAAUAGUUACAAAAAAUGUGCUUA